Messenger RNA from Oryzias latipes (Japanese medaka), 2179 nucleotides. The record is from RefSeq and is a predicted model, not a curated record. Lineage: Eukaryota; Metazoa; Chordata; Actinopteri; Beloniformes; Adrianichthyidae.
CUUUUUCCUGUUGAACAUCUGAAACUCUUCCCUUUUUAAUAACACAAUGGACUUAAGGGUUGAAUUCUUUUCCAUCAACUUUUAGUUAUUAUUUCUCAAAGCAUAACAGUGAGCAAACCAGCGGUAGAUGCAGGACUCACCCAAAGAACCUGGCCGUUUUGAUACAGAAUGUUUAAAACAGCUGAAAGAAGUUUGGAACAAAUUUCCCGGACCAGCCUAUGACAAUUUAAUUUUUUAUUUUUUUGACAGUGAUGCUGAAUUAUUUGUGAUUUUAUUGUGGAAACGAGGGGAACCUCAGGACUGGAGCAACAGCAAAAUAUAAGCAGAGCAGCUUUAUUUGCAUAUUAGUCUUUACACACAGAUGCCACUCAAAAUACCAAAGAUCCAAAAAGCUUUGAAAGGAUAAAAAAAAACAAGAAACAACAAGAGUUCAUCAUUUUAAAGAAAGGAACCAGAAGAGAGCAGCAGUUUAGGGUCAGACUGGAAUGCAGAAAGACUUGGAGCACAUCUGUUCAUUGAAGCCGUGAGAAGCUAAAAGCAGCUUCUCCCUGUUUAGUUCUAACUCCAAGUUCUCAAAUUAACCCCUGCAGUGAUUGGCCAGAGAGACUCACAGCCAUGUAGGGUGACUGGGUUUCAGAUUCAGAGAGCAGAGGAGGCAGCAGUAGCAGGUAGCUCCUUCACGGUUUAACUCUGGUGGGUUCUGUCUGCUGACCGGACCUAAGAGAACAUUCAGCCGCUGAAAAAUCUUCAUGAAUGAAACUAAAGGAGAGGCGUGUUCUGCUCUGCUAGAGACCCACAGAACUUUAAAGUUCCCAAGUGGAACCAGAAGAAACACAAGCCUGUGUGACAUGUGCCGACCCAGAAGAUCAGAGAAUGAAUGACGGAGGUCUGGGUUUGAAAGUCUCCUUCAGAUGAACGUGAAACAGUUUCUGUGCUCAGAAUCUUCACUGAAAGGAGGGAGUGUCAUGGUGUGGGAAAAGAAAACUCCCUGCAGUUAAAGGUAGACCUGAAGCCAGCUGUGGGGUCUUCAUUAGUGCAGAUGUUGCUGUCUCAGGUCACGUCCACCCUGUUCCUGAGUGGUGCCGACGCUCCACUUAAUGCGGCGCUGGUGUCACAGAAAGGCAUCACCCUGAUUGUCAACGCCACACUAAACCACGCCUGCCCCGCCUACCCCGGUGUGGAGUGUUUGCGUGUCCCUGUGUGCGACCUGCCCUCUGCCCGGCUCAGUGACCACUUCGACCGGGUGGCUGACCGUAUCCAUGGUAACCGUGACGGAGGCACCCUUGUGCACUGCGCUGCAGGGAUGAGCCGCUCGCCAGCGCUGGUCAUGGCGUAUUUGAUGCGUCACCGCGGUGUAACACUGCGCCAGGCUCACCACUGGGUCCAGGAGAGCCGGCCCUUUGUCCGACUGAACUCUGGCUUUUGGGAGCAGCUACUGCAGUACGAGAGGAGGCUGUAUGGCCGAAACACAGUCAGGGUGGCUCAGGAGCCCCCGCCCAUUUCUAGACCGUUGGAAAAAGCACCACUUACCGGGAACAGCUGGGUAACCUUUGUACCCAAGUCACCCCUGAUGUCCCGCCCCUCUCAAAUUCUACAGUCUCAGGUGAUGGCAUCAAGAAAUAAAUCCAGAAGAGCAUCUAAACCUUUAGCAAAGAGGCAAAGACUGUUGUAAAGUAGGAGACAUGUACCACAAAGGACCCCACACCUAGUUUUGAUUCAUUUUAUUGAGCCAAUCAGGUUCCAGAGAUCUGUCAACAACCACUUGAAUCAUCAGUGACCUUUUCCUUCUAGUAUUUAUACUUCUGUGACUGAGGAAAAAACGUCUGCAGAAAAACCUGAACCAAAAAUUCUUAAAGGCUGAAAAAAACAAGUUUAAUCUCAAAAACAACCAAAGACACUGAGUAAUGUGAUUACUGCAGAAUUCAGCUCCAAAAAAGAUGACCUAAUAUCAAAGUUGUAGGGUUUUGUUUUCUGGAUCAUAGUGAUCAAAUACUGGGCUUUUUUUCAGGGUUGCACUCAAAGUGGUUGAUAACCAACAUUUGUGGCCAGUAUCGCUUGUAGUGAAAGUAAAAAUAAUUGUGUCAAAGUUUCACAAACUCUGUUUAACUUUAGUCAAUGCUUUAAGCAUGCUCUAUUCAAGAGAAAAGCUCAUAACAAAUAAUAAACAGAAGCAUCUCUG